AUGGGCAAAAUCAACCUUACGGCCCUACGGGUGCGCCAGACCGCGAUCAACCAGUUCGCCAGCGGAAAGAUCAGCCAGCUGCCACAAUGGGUCCAGGUGGUGGGCGAAAUUCCUCCUUCGGAAACACUCAUCCGUACCCCUGCUCCUCAGCAUGAGUUGGUCCGCCAGCGAUUGAGAACGCUUCCCGGAUCCUCGAAGCCGCAGGUCGUCUUCGAAGUCCUGGAGAAGACCCGCAAGGCCAAGAAGGCCAGUCGACUAUUCAAGCCCGUCCCACUGAAAUAUGAAGAGGAUCAACUACGACAAGAAUUUUUCCGCGAUCACCCCUGGGAGCUUGCCCGGCCUCGCGUGAUUCUCGAAAGUACCGGCAAAGACUUUGAAAAUUACGACUGGAGCCGCCUUCAGCAACCUGGAAAGCGAUUGGAUGGUGAAAGUGUUGUCCAGCGUCAGCUUUGGCUCUUGAACAACGUGCCCGAUAUCACCAAGACCGCCGCCUAUGAUAUUGCUCGCCGAGAAUUUUACAAGCUUCGUUUGAAGGAGGAUAUCGAGCGACGAGUUGCUGCCGAGGAAGCCGAGGCCACCGGUGCCCAAUUCGGCCCAUCAUACUUAGAGAUCGGUAUGGAAUUGGAGAAUCAGCAAUACGAGAAGUGGAAGGCGUGGGCCAAAACAGAGGCACAGGUAUUUGACCAGCGAAAUGCCGCACUCUCUGGUGCUCCGGACAUGGGGGAGACAGAGCCAGAGCCGGACGCGUUCGGCGCCGAGGCUGACCUAUUGGCUCCGGCUCAGGCGAAGCCCUAA
Messenger RNA from Penicillium maclennaniae, 795 nucleotides. It is a transcript of the gene rsm25, whose product is annotated as mitochondrial 37S ribosomal protein mS23. The transcript is spliced from 2 exons. Bases 1 to 795 code for a protein of 264 amino acids. NCBI's taxonomy places the organism in Eukaryota, Fungi, Ascomycota, Eurotiomycetes, Eurotiales, Aspergillaceae. Gene Ontology annotation, cellular component: mitochondrial small ribosomal subunit. The record is from RefSeq and is a predicted model, not a curated record. Gene Ontology annotation, molecular function: structural constituent of ribosome.